Carica papaya (papaya) is the source of this 462-nucleotide messenger RNA. NCBI's taxonomy places the organism in Eukaryota, Viridiplantae, Streptophyta, Magnoliopsida, Brassicales, Caricaceae. The record is from RefSeq and is a predicted model, not a curated record.
AUGGUGGCAAUAUCUCUGUACAGAGGGAAUCUUCAUAGAGUCCCAGACGUUCCUCGUCAAUGGCUUAUGCCAAACCCUAAAAUCUCUGUCAAGGACUUCAAAUCCCUCCUUUCUCGCCGUAACAGAGCUCUCUCUUGCCUCCGCUCCCCCAAUCCUAUCCCUAAUUCUAACGCUAACCCCACCCUAAUCGAACAGCCCACUUCACCCCAAAUUCAGCCUUCUCCUAUUCAGUUGGAGCUAAAAACUGACCCUGAUGCUGCAAUACACCCUGGGGAAGGUCAGGUCAAUGAUCAUGAUCAAGAAAGAGGAAGAAGAGAUAAAGAAGGCAGGUUGGACGGUGAAGAUUGCUCUGGGAAACCGGUUGAGGAACAAACAAUGAAAGCGGCUCCUGAUGCGGUUGGUGCUGAUGGGAAUUUGCAGGCUGUUGGUAAACUGGCUGAUGGGACAAUCCGUAAUGCUGAG